This is a messenger RNA of Penaeus vannamei (Pacific white shrimp), 504 nucleotides long. RefSeq lists its product as uncharacterized. NCBI's taxonomy places the organism in Eukaryota, Metazoa, Arthropoda, Malacostraca, Decapoda, Penaeidae. The record is from RefSeq and is a predicted model, not a curated record.
AUGAAAAAGGCAAAUCAGAAUCCAGACCUGGCUAGGACAUUCCCCACAAGCGACGCGCAAGGACAUCGCCGUACACUUGUGAGAAAUGGACGACGGCUACCGUAUCAAGAGCGGAUACGGCUAAGGAAGAUAGCUCAGAGGAGGAGGAGGAAGAGAGUAGAGGAGGUAAAGGCAACAAUUCGGAAAGCCCCCUGGAAUAUGAUGUUUGCCGAUGAUGUGGUAUUGUGUGCGAGAGAGAAGCGACAGCUGGAAGAAGAUCUGGAGCAGUGGAGAUAUGCGCUGGAGAGAAGAGGAAUGAAGAUCUCAAGAUCAAAGACUGAGUAUAUGUGCCUGAAUGGGAUAUCAACUGGGAGUGUGGAAAUGUUGCAGAGACAGUUACCAGAAACAAUGGCAUUUAAGUACCUAGGAAAUACACGUGACAGAUGGAGGAGUCGGGGCAGAAGUAAACCGAAGGAUACAAUGUGGAUGGAACAACUGGAAGAAGAUGUCUGGUAUCCUCUGUGA